UUUCGUAAAACACUUAAAAGUAGCUAAGGCAGGGGAGAUCGUUGGUCGUUUUUGGACCUGUUAGCCCUCGAAGUACGACUGAGAUAAAAUGGCUUUUCACCAGUACCUCAUGCUCAUGCUUUCGUCAACUGUCUUUUUCCUCCUCGUUCGCGAAGGAACGACUAUGCCAAAAGGUCCGCCUCCUUGGGCAAAAGCGAAAGCUUUCGGCCAUGAUAAUUUGGACGGGGAUAUUCUAUUGAAUCAAGAACUACUGCAGCGUCUACAGAGCAAAACCGACCCAGAAGCAAAAUACGAAACUAGAAACAUCCUCAAGGACAGCAAGUACAAAUGGCCUGGCGGAGUCGUUCCUUUUAUCAUCGAUUCGAGUUUUGACGAUUACCCUCACGAACGCACGAUGAUCAACAGCGCCAUUGGUGAAGUCCAUAAAGUUUCCUGCGUUCGUUUUGUCCAGCGGACUUCAGAGGCACACUAUAUAACAUUCGUCAGAGGUUCAGGUUGUUCAUCUUAUGUUGGUUAUUUGAAAAUGGCUGCACAGCCCGUGUCGAUUGGAACAGGGUGUGCUUUCACUGGCACGAUAGUACACGAACUACUACAUGUACUAGGCUUCUUUCACACUUCUUCACGAAAGGACAGAGAUUCGUACGUAGUUGUCUACCCAGAUAACGUGCAGUCAGGAUAUGAACAUAAUUUUUGGAAGUACAACUCGGAUCAAAUACAGAAUUUCGGCGCCCCGUACGAAUUGGUCUCUCUUAUGCAGCCCCCGAGGAACGCCUGGUCAAAGAAUUCUCGAAACACUAUCGAAUCAAGAAAGGGACCUUCAGUUGUCCUUGGUAACCCAGACAGGAUGACUGAGAUUGAUAUUGGACAGUUGAAUACUUUGUACGAAUGCACCAACUACAAAGUAUGCUAUCAAUGGCUAGGAAUGCAAGAUGGUCGCAUCACCGACUCCCAGCUCACCGCGUCGUCGCACACUCCUUACGAUGACCCUCACCAAGCCAGACUUCACCUCAGCAGCACUGGUAAAGGCAACGGGGCGUGGUGCGCGGGAUCCAACUCAGUGGGCCAGUGGAUCAAGAUUGAUUUAGGGUCGUACAAGUACCUCAAAGGCAUCGCUACUCAAGGGAAAGUGGACCCUUUCAGCGGUUCCUCAUGGGUAACGCAUUACAACUUUCACUUCAGUUAUGACGACUCCUACUGGUACGACUACGCUACUUGGUAUAGUACUGGACUGACUGGGAACUUUGACGAUUUCUCAGUCCAGUACAACUCCCUUCCUGUUGUAAUAUCUGCGCGCUACAUAAAGAUAUUGCCAAGCAAAUGGAACAGGAACAUGUGCAUGAGGAUAGAGUUAUAUGGGUGUGACGUGUAAUGAAGUUCARUGCUCAGUAGAUGGAAUAUUUUGUGUACAAACGGUUCAGAACACCAAGGCCAUUGUACAUAUUAGCGUCAUCAUUACCGUUAAAGUACAAAACCUAACACUGCUAAUCGUGCAUCGGGUUAAAUUCUUCAUUUAUUUGUUUGCUCUUUGCGUUAUGAAUCUAUUAAAGUUUAAGUGGAUUGGA
This is a messenger RNA of Actinia tenebrosa (Australian red waratah sea anemone), 1562 nucleotides long. RefSeq names its product zinc metalloproteinase nas-4. The record is from RefSeq and is a predicted model, not a curated record. Gene Ontology annotation, biological process: proteolysis. Lineage: Eukaryota; Metazoa; Cnidaria; Anthozoa; Actiniaria; Actiniidae. Gene Ontology annotation, molecular function: metalloendopeptidase activity; zinc ion binding.